AUGCCCCACUAUAAUCGACAGGCUGAAGAAGAAGCCAAUAAUCGGCUGCUGGAAGAUGUCGAUAAUCGGCUGCUGGAAGAUUUCGAUAAUCGACUGCUGGAAGAUGCCGAUAAUCGGCGGUUGUUAGCGUCUGCCGAUAAUCGACUUCUGGAACAUACCGAUAAUCAGUUAUUAGAACAUGCCGAUAAUCAACUGUUGGAACAUGCCGAUAAUCGGCGACUGUUGGCGUCUACCGAUAAUCGGUUGCUGGAAUAUGCCAAUAAUCAAUCAUUGGAACAUGCCGAUAAUCAACUGUUGGAACAUGCCGAUAAUCAGUGA
Molecule: messenger RNA, 318 nt
Organism: Cornus florida
Lineage: Eukaryota; Viridiplantae; Streptophyta; Magnoliopsida; Cornales; Cornaceae
Exons: 2
Coding region: 1-318 (105 amino acids)
Source: RefSeq, a predicted model, not a curated record